AUGUAUUCAGGCUACUUCGCGCUGUCUGGUCACUCGCGGGUUUACUUCCAGGGACAGCACGAAAGAACGGGGGUUAGGGCUGUCCGAGGAGCUGCGCCACGACUGGCGUUCCGCUGUUGUCCGGGUCCUCGCUACCGGCAUCAGCGGACGGGAGGAAUACCGGCCCGGGCAACGCCAAGACUACGGCGGCUGCGAUGUACACCUGCGGCAGCCAGCCCGGUCCAGCGAGCCGACCGUCGGGCCCGCGCCGCUCGCCGGAGAAAGCGAGUCCCUUCCAGCCGAGCUCGACCUCGCGCCGCCGGGCGCCUUGCUUGCCUCCCCUGCCUCCUCCAGCCCAGCCUACGGCCUCGGCCGGGGGCCCACGCAGCCCCUCUCCCCACGUGCAUUUCGAGGGGAAGAGGCUUGGCCGGCGGGCCCCGCGGUACAGCUGACGUCCUCCGGGGACGGCCCGAGCCGCGGCAGCCCGGCCUCCGCGCGGGGGCUGCUGCAAAGCAGCGGGACGGCCAUCGCGCGCCGCAGACUGGGCCGCCCUCGGCCGCCGCGCUUCCGGUGCUCCCGUCGCUCUUUCCGCCACGCGGUGCCCGAGGAGCCAUGGCGGCCCCUCCGCCGCCGGUGCUGCUGGGUCUGCGCGACGCAGCCGUCCCGCCGGGCGAUGGGCCCCCGUCGCAGGACACCGCCAGCAAGCUGGGCGGGUCUCCGGAUUGGAGGCCCUCAGUGAGGGUGGCCCAUCCUUCUUGUGGGAUUUGCAAGGCUGGCUUGCUGCACGUGGUGCAAAUCUAUUGUCCCCUUGAAGGCUCGCUGUACCACCGGGUCAUUAAUGUGUUUGCUUGUGCCACAAAAGGCUGCUGGGGGAAUUCUGAAAGCUGGAAGGUGUUACGGUCCCAGUAUUUGCAAGUCCCAAGAAAAGAAAUACAAGACUGCACAUGGAAGCAGGAGCAAGAAUGGACACAAGCAGCCAUGGACUGGUGUGAUGGAGCAGAUGACUGGGGAGAAGACUAUGAAGAGGCAUCUUCUGAGCGAUGUGGGAUAUUUACCUCUUUUCCCAGAGAAAGACACUGUGUAGCUCAGUUCCAGAGGCUUUGCCUGGGGAAAAACACAGGGGUCUUUUGUGAUCUGGCUGAGGAAGAGCAAGUCAAGCCCUCCAGCUGUGUCCCUGAGUUCCAGCCCUACUACAUCAGUGUAGUGGAUGAAGAAGACUACCUUAGUUGUGAUGAUGUGGAUCAUGUUCAGAGGCUUUUAAAGGAGUAUCAGCAGAGGGAGGAUGUGGAUUUGGAGCAGUUGAUGUCAACUGGUUAUAGCACUGAUGGUUCUGGUGAGAAGUAUGAGAAGAGUGGAACUGAAAAGAGAAACCGGUUCUUCCACAAGUUCAUGAAAAGAAUUUCCUUCUGCCAGGAACAGAUCUUAAGGUACUCCUGGGAUGGCCAGCCUUUAUUUAUUACCAGUCCAUCGGCAGACUUCCAGACAAUGGUCCCACCCUGUAAUAACUGCAAAAGUAAGAGGAUCUUUGAAUUCCAACUUAUGCCAGCCAUGGUCAACAUGCUGAAGACCAGAGACAAUGAUAUGUCAAUAGAAUUUGGAACUGCAGUGGUGUACACAUGUGAGAAAAGUUGUUGGACAACCAAUUGUUCUGCACCCCUGGAAGAAUAUAUUUUUGUACAAGAAGAUCCAGAUCAGCAACUGUUUAAAUAAAUUGUAUUUAAUUCCUUGCCUAA
Messenger RNA from Candoia aspera, 1712 nucleotides. It is a transcript of the gene PDCD2L, whose product is annotated as programmed cell death 2 like. The record is from RefSeq and is a predicted model, not a curated record. The transcript has 8 exons. Gene Ontology annotation, cellular component: cytoplasm. Gene Ontology annotation, biological process: apoptotic process. Bases 1 to 1689 code for a protein of 562 amino acids. Lineage: Eukaryota; Metazoa; Chordata; Lepidosauria; Squamata; Candoiidae.